CUCAACGUUUCAGCUGCCGUUGAAUACAUCGUUUGGAAGCUCGUUGCAGAUAAACUUGGGCAGCUAGAUAUCCCCCUAGACUAACCAAAAUGAGAUUUUGGACUUUACUAGCGAUACUGUGCAUCGCGUUUAUCGUGAGCGCAAACGCCUUGAGGUCUACGAGAAGGCGUCCCACUAGAACUCCAACUCGUCCCAGCAACCGACAUCCAGUAGACCUGCCGCCAUCCUACAAUUCCGUCAUCAACGAAAAACCGCCGCCGUACGAGCAUCCACCGUCAUACGAGCAAUGCUAUCCCAAGAAGUGUAAGAGCUGCGGCCUCAACCGCAACGUAUGCGGUCAUCCCCAAUCGCGUCUUAGCAAAAUUUGCAUAGGUAUUCUUGAAUGUUGCUGCAAACUUUUGGAUUGAGCGGAAAAGAGGCCAGUAACUCAGUUUAAAAGCUGCAUCGUCACCUUUACCAUACCGGCUUUUCCAGUUAAUAAAUAAUUAUGGUAACUUAA
This is a messenger RNA of Trichogramma pretiosum, 499 nucleotides long. RefSeq lists its product as uncharacterized. The transcript is spliced from 2 exons. The coding region runs from base 90 to 407 and encodes 105 amino acids. The record is from RefSeq and is a predicted model, not a curated record. NCBI's taxonomy places the organism in Eukaryota, Metazoa, Arthropoda, Insecta, Hymenoptera, Trichogrammatidae.